Sphenostylis stenocarpa is the source of this 426-nucleotide messenger RNA. The record is from the annotation of a GenBank genome assembly. Lineage: Eukaryota; Viridiplantae; Streptophyta; Magnoliopsida; Fabales; Fabaceae.
AUGGAUGCUCAUGAAGCUAGAGUCUUGCUCGGUUUCCCUCCCAAUUCGCGUCCAACUCCGUCCCAGGUAAAAUCAGCUUACAAGAAGAAGGUCUGGGAAUCUCACCCAGACCGAUUUCCAUCACAUGAAAAGCCUCUUGCUGAGUCUAAGUUUAAACUGAUUUCAGAAGCUUACACAUGCCUGCAAUCUGGUGGGAGAGGACAUUUUUCAGGUUCAGUUGAAUAUUCACAUGUUGUGAGAAGUGGAUUUCCGAGGGCUCAUGGAGGAAGAAAAAAUCGUGCAAUGAUUAAAGUCCCAUUUGUUUUGAUCAUUCUGGGAACUGUUGUUCAAGGGCUUACAAAAAGCAAAAGGAGGAAUACCCCUCACAUAAUCCAUUUCUACCUUGAUUUCUCCUCGACCAAGCCAGUAAUGACCUAUUUGUUGUAA